Molecule: messenger RNA, 387 nt
Organism: Menidia menidia (Atlantic silverside)
Lineage: Eukaryota; Metazoa; Chordata; Actinopteri; Atheriniformes; Atherinopsidae
Source: the annotation of a GenBank genome assembly
AUGAGUGGAAGAGGCAAAACCGGCGGAAAGGCCAGAGCCAAGGCCAAGACCCGCUCCUCCCGUGCGGGGCUCCAGUUCCCCGUGGGCCGCGUGCACAGGCUGCUGCGUAAAGGAAACUACGCGGAGCGCGUCGGGGCCGGAGCCCCCGUGUACCUGGCGGCCGUCCUGGAGUACCUGACCGCCGAGAUCCUGGAGCUGGCCGGCAACGCGGCCCGCGACAACAAGAAGACUAGGAUCAUCCCGCGCCACCUGCAGCUGGCCGUGCGCAACGACGAGGAGCUCAACAAGCUGCUGGGGGGGGUCACCAUCGCCCAGGGCGGCGUGCUGCCCAACAUCCAGGCCGUGCUGCUGCCCAAGAAGACCGAGAAGCCCGCCAAGUCCAAGUAA